AUGUCUGUGCCAAACAGAUCUUUAGAGGCCAUCUUUCUUGCUUUUGUUGUUCUUUCUUUCUCGGUGGCUGCUGCAUACUCGUCUAUUCAUGAGCUUCUCCGAAGCCAUGGCCUACCAGCAGGGCUGUUCCCAGAGAGUGUAAAGUCAUACAAUUUGGACCAAAGGGGUCGUUUGGAGGUGAACUUGGAUGGUCCUUGCAUGGCCAAGUAUGAAACAAGAGUGUUGUUUGAAACCGUGGUUCGAGCUAACCUUAGUUUUGGUCAGCUCAAGGGGUUGGAGGGUCUUUCCCAGGAAGAGCUUUUCCUAUGGCUACCUGUGAAGGAUAUCAUUGUCAACGAUCCAUCUUCUGGUCUCAUUCUCAUUGAUAUUGGUCUUGCACACAAACAGCUCUCUCUUUCUCUCUUUGAAGAUCCCCCAGUUUGCAGAUCCCAAGGUCUUUCACUAAAUAUUGGUGGAAGGAAGAGCAUUGGAUUUCAAGAUCAGAGAUGA
Sphenostylis stenocarpa is the source of this 489-nucleotide messenger RNA. NCBI's taxonomy places the organism in Eukaryota, Viridiplantae, Streptophyta, Magnoliopsida, Fabales, Fabaceae. The record is from the annotation of a GenBank genome assembly.